This is a messenger RNA of Orbilia oligospora ATCC 24927, 1197 nucleotides long. RefSeq lists its product as uncharacterized. The record is from RefSeq and is a predicted model, not a curated record. Bases 1 to 1197 code for a protein of 398 amino acids. Gene Ontology annotation, biological process: regulation of DNA-templated transcription. Gene Ontology annotation, molecular function: histone acetyltransferase activity. The transcript is spliced from 3 exons. Lineage: Eukaryota; Fungi; Ascomycota; Orbiliomycetes; Orbiliales; Orbiliaceae.
AUGCCGCCGACGCGUACAGAGAGGAGCAGCCGUCGAACCCCUCCUGUUGGUGCCAGUGGGGCAAGCAGGCGACGGGACGGAUCGAAGUCGAAGUCGCCGGAGGGGGCCGGUCGACAGACGAGGAGUUCGGGCUCCCAGCAUGGAGCAAAUUUGCAGGUGCCGGACGCUGCACCCAGGGAUCCUUCCGCCGAACCCUCCCGUUCGGGAGUGGCGACGCGUUCGAAGGAUCCCAGGCAUUCUGCCGGGUGUGAGCAGGGGCCGGGCCUGCAGGUGGUAUACGGUGGCCUGAUAAUCCAGGCCGAGCAUGAGAACACCGGCUACCCAGCCGAUGUUUUCACGGCCUCGGGGCAUCAGGCCGACCGUUUGUUUGUGUGUGACAGGUGUUUUAAGUACACCUGUAACCCGGCAGAGCUCUAUCAGCAUGAGCGUCUGUCUGGGGAUGAAGAGCGGCCGCGGGGCACCCUCGUUCACGAGUUCGAGGGCGGCCGCUACCAGAUUUACGAGGUGGACGGGGCGGACGAGAGUGAGCAUUUGUUCCUCCAGUCCAUGUGCCUUUUUGGAAAGUUCUUUAUACAGAACAAGUUCAUCUGGUACGAGUUCGACAAUUACAUGUUCUAUGUCCUUGUCGAGAAGCGGGAGGGCUCGCAAGGCAAAGAGCACGAGUUCUCGGUUGCGGGAUUCUUCUCGAAAGAGAAGGUCUCUUGGGACCAGAACAACCUGUCUUGCAUUAUACUGUUUCCGCAGUAUAGGAGUGGGGGGCUAGGAGGCGCGUUGAUCGACUUCUCCUAUUACAUCUCCCAGGCAACUGGGAGGAUCGGUGGUCCCGAAAAGCCAAUUUCGAAACUUGGCCAGAGGGGCUACGAUCGGUAUUGGAGAAAGUCGGUCGCGGCGGCCAUUUUGGGGAAGACGGCCCCCCGCAAGACAGACGCUCGCUCGAGUAAACGAGCGGCGUCGAGAACUCGCAAGGACUCGACCAAGGCACAGCCCCCGAACAGCCGGGUCCGACCCGGCGACAUCUCGAUCGGGGUAACCGACACUCGUGGCACUCAGACCAUCAGCUUGGGGGAUCUCUCCAAGACAACUGGGAUAUUGUCGGACGAUAUUCUUACUUGUCUUGGGGAUGAAGGAUUGAUUACGAGAUGGGAUGGCGGAAGGCCAGUUCUGAGUCGCAGUCGGUUGAAGCAGUGGGCUUCGUAG